AUGGAGGUCGAGGAGCUGAUGUGCGUGACGUCUUUGCCGCUGGCUCCGGCUCCAGCUGCCGGUGGCGGUGCAACCGUCGUUCCGGAAGCUGACGACGGGCGAGGGGUGAACCCGCCGGCGGCGACGGCGUCGACGGCGCACAUUUCAAAGACUGAGCUCGAUCCGUCGCCGUUUGAUGCACCGUAUGUGCACUACGUCUCGCCGCGGCCGGCAGAUUUGGAUCUCAAGGUCGAGUAUGAUCUCGAUGGGAGCGACAUGGCGUUUGUCGAGGCGCUCAAUGCGUUGCGGACGGCGUCUGGGCUCCCGCCGGUCUCGCCCGACACUGUCGAGGCUGCCAUGGACAAGCUGGAGAAGGAGGCGUUUUACACGCUUGAGUCGGUUACGGCGGCGUCGCUCGGCACCGACGAUGCCGACGAGGAGGCCGGCGGCGUGUGCGAUGUGUGCAUGGACGGCGAGUGCGAGGAUACCAACGAGAUUGUGUUUUGCGACGGGUGCAACACGCCGGUCCAUCAGGCCUGCUACGGCAUUCUCAACAUUCCUGAAGGCAAGUAUCUCUGCGCCACCUGCUCCGAGGGCGCGCCGCUCGACUCGGUCCCGUGCGUCCUCUGCCCCAACACCGGCGGGGCGUACAAGCCGACAGCACAGGGCGAGUGGGCACAUGUGGCAUGCGCCAUGUGGAUUCCCGAGACCUCGUUUGCGGACACGCUCGCCAUGGAGCCGAUUGUCGGCCUCGACGACGUGCCCGAGGCGCGGUACAAGCUGCGGUGCUACCUGUGCAAGACCCGUCGCGCCGGGGCGUGCAUCCAGUGCCGCACACCGUCGUGCGCCAUCGCCUUUCACGUCACCUGUGCCCAGAAGCACGGCCUGUUCAUGCGGGUCCAGGAAGACCGCUGGCACCGUAUUGUGUAUGCGGUAUACUGCGAGAAGCACACGCCGUCGGACGCGACGGUGAACAAGUACCGCCUCGCGGCGUCGCGCAAGCCGACCAAGCUCAAGGUGGCCAAGAGCUUCAAGGAGACGCUGGAGGCGUCGAUCACACUACCGCGGGCGGCGGCGCGGCUGCCCAACCUGCCGGCUGGCCUUGUCCGCGACGUGCUCGGCCACUGGAAGGCCAAGCGCGCCGACCGCACGCUCCCGUUCAUCCGCCGGUUCCAAAGCACCAUGUGGAAGCCGCACCCGAUUGUCGCCGAGCACGUCGACUCGCUUCUGUAUCUGCGGCACGAUCUCGAGCGGGCCCGGCUGCUCGCGCACCUGGUAUCGAAGCGGGAAAAGGUGAAGCGCAACCUCGUGCGGACGCUGCGGACCAUGGUCCGCGUCUCGCACGUCCCCACAGCCAUUAUCCAGGAGCGGCUGGUGAGCCGGCUGCGGGCGCUCGACCCGGACGGGUUUUUUGAGGCGAGCCCGGGCAUCGAGCUUGCCGCCGCCGCGCCGUCGGCACUCGUUGUCCAGCCAAUGACCUGGGGCCUGCUCUCGGAGAAAGUGGAGGCGCUGGCGUACCCGACGUUGCAGGCCUUUGUCAACGACGUCACGCUUGUGACCUCGGCGGCAGUGUCGUACUGGCCGGCAGACUCGCGGCAGGCAGUGCGCGCUGUGGCGAUCCGCGGCGUGCUCUCUGACCUCGUCGCCGAAGAGGUCACGCUCUAUCGCGAGGAGAUUGCUGCGGACCUCACAGUCCGUGAGUCGGUUGUUCGCCCGCGGCAUCCGAUCCAGGCCGCGGCUCUGGUGGCACCACCGAGCGAGGCCCGCAACACCAAUCUCGAGGCGACCACCAACGCCCGCGGCGCUGGCUCGGACGACGGCGGCGACUCGUACACGUACACGUACUCGGGCUCGGGGGUGAGCCUAGAUGAGAUCUCGGCGACGAGCUCGGCAGGCUCGGACGGGUACUCGUCGUACCUCGCGGGCCUGGCGUCGACUGACGGCGACGGUGGCGCGAGCGACGAGGCCGACCCGCUGGUGGUCCGCAUCGGAGUGCGCGGGCGCGGGCCGUCAGAGGCAGUGCUCAAGGACGCGUCGACCGUCAAGCCGGCCAUGCCCCUCGCCCGGGUCCCGGAGCAUCCGGUUGCCAUGGCCCGCGACGACUUGCGCCGCGAGAUGGAGCGCAUCCAGUCGCGCCGAGCCGGCAUGGAUGCCGCCGAGAAGAAGCGACGCGCCGAGCGUCGUGCCAAGCGCGAGGCAGUCGAAGCGCGGCGGGCGGCCAAGGUUACGGUGCGGGCCAAGCGUGGGCCACCGCCCAAGCCUGGCGGCUCGCGGACUCGGGUCCGUGUCCGUCGCCGCAACCGAGCGCAGCGGCGGAAGGAUCGCGCCCGUGCGGCGAGACGGGCGGCAACGGUAGGAGCCGCUGAACAAGCUGUCGCCAGCGGCGUGGUCAAGGCUGAGACUGCGAGCGGGUCCGUGUCCGCGAGCGGCGGCAGCGGCGGCAGCGGCGCGAGUGGUGGCGCGGGAGCGACGACGGCGCGGUCUGGCCGUGCGGCGCGGCGCAAGACCGGGACAGCGACGUUGUCUCCGGACCGGCGGCGGAGCCGGUCCAAGGCGAUGCCGCGGUACGCGUCGGCGACGCCGUCGACGCCGCCGGGCGCUAAGCUGGUGCCCGAGACCGGCCCGGGAAUGGUGGAGGAGUUUGAAGAGAGCGGUGAGGUGCCGACGUCGUCGGGCCGGUCGAUGAAGCGAGUCCGGCGGCGUGAGCGAGUGACCACCCGCGAAAUGGUGCCUGAGGUGCCGGUGCCGCGCAAGCGUGGGCGGCCGCGCAAGUACCGGCAGGUCAAGCGGGUGGUCAAGCGCGAGCGGUACGUGGCGCGGCGGCGGUCUGACAAGGUCCGUGUCCGGCGAGAGGUCGACGAGGAUGCGGCUGGCGUGAGGAAGGCGGUGUCAGCGACGGCACCACCGCCUGCGCCUGCGCCCACACCUGCGCCUGCGCCGAUGCGGUACGUGGCGGUGACCAAGAGCCUCGUUCUCCGCUCGCUGCCCGAAGCGCUCAUUUUUGAUGCCGAUGGCUCGCUGCUGGCAGGCAAGCCUCUCGGGCACGGCACCAUUGUGCGCGGGGUGAUGGGAAAGCUCCGUCGCGAGCGGCGGAAACGGUUCAAAGCGCCGGCGCGGCUGGCGCGUCGCAAGCCGCGAGCGCUUGGUGGCGCGUCGCUCCCGCUUGGGGUGGUGAAGGCCGGCAAGGCCGAGGCGUCGCCGCGGGCGCGGACCCGCAAGCCGCGGGUCCGCAAGUCGGCCUCGCUCAUGCACCGAGCGUUCGCUGCGCGCGAGGAGAGCUACACGUCGGCGCCGCCCAAGAGCCUUGCGGCCGGGCGGUACCACACGUCGGCAGCGGUGCGGAUCACGUCGUACCUGCCGCCCAAGCUGGUCCGCGCCCGCGGUGACGGGAGCCCGGCGAGGCGGCUGCGGGCCCGCGGGCACACGUUUGGCAAGACUGCAGUGGGCAAGACACUACGGUCGGAGCGGAUGCUGGCGACGCGGCACUCUGAGCGGCACAUUGCGUCGCGGCGGCGUGUGUCGCGGGCGAUGCAGCGCGAGCGGGUGCGUGCUCGCGCAGCGCGAAUGGCGCGGACCCGGCCGGUGUCCGCGGCCGAGGCAGCUGCGGCGUCGGCUGUGGUGGAUGACGAGUCGGGCUCGGGCUCGGGCGUCGCGCCGAUGACUGUGGCAGACGAGACGGCUGGGCGCGGCGGAGCCGACGUUGAGGUUGUGGCAUCGGCGUCUUGCCAGCCGCCCGAGACAGUGGUCGUCAAGCGCGGCGACAAGUACUUUGUGCGAACAGCGGCGGCGACCGGGGCCGGCAGCGACGACGACGAUGGCUACGUGUACUCGGAGGAGGAAGACGACGACGAUGCCGGUAGUGGGGCGAGGUUUGGCCUUCCUGGACACGGCGAUGGCGACGGGUACUCGUACGCAUCGUCGUCGUCGGGCCUGCUCUCGGGCUCGAUCACCACCCUGUACUCGCAGUACGAUACGGUGACGUCUGUUGGCUCGUCAGACGUGAUGGUGGCGUCGGACGGCGAGGCGAGCGGGGCGGCCAGCGGUGAUGGUGGCGGCGGUGGCGACGACGAUGAUGACGACGAUGACGGCGGCGAGGUCGAGUACGACUCGUUCUACUCGUAUUACACCUCGGUCUUUGACGAGUUUUGCUCGUACUCGGACCGGUACUCGUACGAGCUAGCUGACCUGCUUCAGCAGGCACGCGACGAGAACGCGGCCAAGGGCCUGGUCUCGUCGCCGACGGUGCGGCCGCAGUCGCAUGCCGAGAGGAAGAGUGAGAUCGAGAGCAAGAGCAGGCGCAGGAGCAAGACGAGUUCUUCCGCCAAGACCAGUGCCAGCGCUGCGGCCAAGAGCACGUGCAAGGCCAAGAUGAUCAAGCAGGUGGAUGACGAGGCAGUCCAGCCUGAGGCGGCUGCUCCUACGAGCAAGAAGACGCCGGCCAAGGAGCUGUUCCCGAUCGAGUUUGGAGUGGCGGCUGCUGCCGGCGGAGAGAGCGGCAGCGGUGGGAACGAAGGCUCAGCGGAGAGCAAGGCCCGCGGCAAGAAGCGGAAGAAGGGCCGGCGGCGCAAAAAGGUGAAGGGCCCAGACCCCAACACACCGACCAAGCCGAUCACGGCGUACUUUUCGCGAGCAUCGCCUCGUCGGUCGCCGCGCGGUAACGUCGGCGGCUCGGGCUCGGGCCUCUCCGCGUCUGGUGGCAGCAGUGGUGAGUCCGAGUAUGAGGCCGCGAGCGAAUCGUCGGACGAGAGGCCGAAGAAGCGGCGGUCUGCGCGCAAGUGAAAGCACUGGGGCCG
Thecamonas trahens ATCC 50062 is the source of this 4772-nucleotide messenger RNA. RefSeq lists its product as uncharacterized. NCBI's taxonomy places the organism in Eukaryota, Apusomonadida, Apusomonadidae. Gene Ontology annotation, biological process: regulation of transcription by RNA polymerase II. Gene Ontology annotation, molecular function: protein binding. Bases 1 to 4758 code for a protein of 1585 amino acids. The transcript has 2 exons. The record is from RefSeq and is a predicted model, not a curated record.